AUGGAGACGGACAGCUUCUACCACAAAUGGGACAGCUCAGAGCAAGUGGAACUAGCAGUGCAGGGAGGAAGCCGCGCACCUGGGAGAGCUGGUAAAGCUCUUUGCCUCUCCAACUCCACCCAAGGGAAGGCCUUUGUGAUCCUGUAUCUCCUGCUGGUGAUUUGCAUUGCAGUGGCCACAGCUCUUAUCGUGGUGAACCGUGGGAAAUUGUCCCAGGGUCUUGCCGAAGCCCAGGAGGAUCGAGAUACAAUAAGAAGAGAUUCCAAGAGAAAUCUGUCACAUCACCAGGACUAUCUAGAGUUGAAGAUGUCCAAAGAAUUCCACGUAUUUAACAGUCGACUUCUUAAUGUGUCGAAGGAGCUGGCUGGGGUUAGGCUGGGGAUCGAGGAGAUCCAAGCGGAUCAUGUGAAAGACCCAUCACAUCUCCAGGACGCCAUAGAGAUAAGGAACCUAACGCACACUAUGUCGAAGGAGCUUGCUGAGGUGAGAAGGGACCAUGACAGACUCCAGCAGGUCUUGAGCAGGGUGCAGGACGAGUUACAGAAUCUCACAGAAUUCACCUGCAUGAAAUGUCCACCUGGCUGGCAGCGUUUUGAGAAAAGUUGCUACUUCUUUUCAACAUCGACUAAAUCCUGGCCGGAUUCCUCAUCAAGACAUUGCAGAAGGAAUCCUGCCCUGAGGGAGAAUCCAACGUUUUUGUCAAACCACAUCACUCAGCCCCACGUGUACUGGCUGGGCCUCAGCGACUCAGCGAAGGAAGGAGAGUGGCGCUGGCUGGACGGCAGCCCCCUGUCUGUUAGGUUCUGGGGGCCCGGGGAACCCAACAAUCUUGGGGCACACGGGGAAGACUGUGUUAUCCUGCGCUUCAAUGGAAAGUGGAACGAUGCCAUCUGCUCCUUGACUCAUUACUGGAUCUGCGAACGGCAGUGCUAGCUGAGUCCCUGAAUCCGCAGCAGGGAGGGGAGGUGUCACACAGCCUGCCCCACGUGGGACUGCUCCGGAGCUUUCAUCUCUCUGAAUCAGUGAUUCUCAGACUGCCGCUCGUGAGCUGCAAGAGGCUUUAAUGUGUCUCCUUUGGCUCUUUUCAGCACAUGAUAUUAAAACACUGUGAUUUAAUUACACUGGUCUACAAUUUUUGAGAAGUCGUCUGCUUCAGAGAUAAAAUGUGCUAUUUAUUAUGUAUUUUGAUGUGCUGAAUUCAAAUAUGACAAUUAAAACAACUGAUUGGCUACUCUUUCUAAGAUAUUUAAAUUUUUACAUUUUAUGUCUAUGAAUAUUGUGUAGAUAGUAGAGUUUUAAUCAUAAAUUGUAAACCUAAGUCUUUUCAUGUGUUUAUGGUUGUUUUACAUGAUAAUAUCUCACCUGUCCUGUUUAUGUAACACUUUAAAAAUCAGCAAAAGGGUUAUAUAAAUAAAAUUUAUUAUGAAACAAAAGGCAAAAAACUAUUAUGUACGUAGUUUAGUCCUAUUCAGUGUCUACUCGGCGCUUCUUGGCUUGUCUCUU
Molecule: messenger RNA, 1503 nt
Organism: Malaclemys terrapin pileata
Lineage: Eukaryota; Metazoa; Chordata; Testudines; Emydidae
Product: CD209 antigen-like protein C
Exons: 9
Coding region: 1-933 (310 amino acids)
Source: RefSeq, a predicted model, not a curated record